This is a messenger RNA of Corylus avellana, 823 nucleotides long. RefSeq names its product 18.5 kDa class I heat shock protein-like. The record is from RefSeq and is a predicted model, not a curated record. NCBI's taxonomy places the organism in Eukaryota, Viridiplantae, Streptophyta, Magnoliopsida, Fagales, Betulaceae.
GUAACAGGCCCAAUAAAAGGUAACGGGGGCCCAUAACGAAUAUCAAACCCAGAGCUCCAAGCCUAACAUGAAAACAAACUCCGAUCAAGACUCCUCAUGAAAACCCACAAUUGUUCACGAAUGUUCUAGCAAGUCUCACGAAAAUACUAGAAUGGUCCUCUGAUAACAUUAAAUACCCAAUCUAUCCCUCCUCCGGCAAAGCACACAGAGUGCCAAUAGCAAUUCGAAGAAGCUUUCUCAUCAACCACACAAUCCUAAUUUCUUUAACAGUCUUUCGUCGAACAUCAAAAUCGCAGCGAGAAUGUCGAUCAUCCCAAGUUUCUUCGGUGGCCGACAAAGCAGCGUCUUCGACCCCUUCAAGGAUUUCCCGUUCCUCACAUUUUUCGAACUUUCUCAGGAAAAUUCUGCGUUUGUGAACACCAGAAUCGACUGGAAGGAGACCCCAGAAGCCCAUGUGUUCAAGGCCGAUCUUCCGGGGCUGAAGAAGGAGGAAGUGAAGGUGGAGAUCGAAGAUGAUAGAGUUCUCCAGAUCAGCGGAGAGAGGAAUGUGGAGAAGGAAGACAAGAACGACACGUGGCAUAGGGUGGAGUGCAGCAACGGGAAGUUCAUGAGGAGAUUCAGGCUGCCGGAAAAUGUGAAGAUGGAGGAGGUGAAGGCGUCCAUGGAGAAUGAGGUUCUUACCGUGACUGUUCCAAAGGAGGAGGUCAAGAAGCCUGACGUUAAAGCGAUUGAAAUUUCGGGAUGAACUUGUAUCCGUUGGAUUGCUUUGGUCCUGAAAUAAAUAAAUAAAAGUGUUUAAUAAAUGUAAUAAUUUUUUUUUGUU